Messenger RNA from Ictidomys tridecemlineatus (thirteen-lined ground squirrel), 2802 nucleotides. It is a transcript of the gene Pnldc1, whose product is annotated as PARN like ribonuclease domain containing exonuclease 1. Gene Ontology annotation, biological process: nuclear-transcribed mRNA poly(A) tail shortening; priRNA 3'-end processing; siRNA 3'-end processing. Gene Ontology annotation, molecular function: RNA binding; 3'-5'-RNA exonuclease activity. The record is from RefSeq and is a predicted model, not a curated record. Gene Ontology annotation, cellular component: endoplasmic reticulum; nucleus. NCBI's taxonomy places the organism in Eukaryota, Metazoa, Chordata, Mammalia, Rodentia, Sciuridae.
AUUGUGGGGCUGAUUUUUUUUAAAGUGGGAGAUGUCACUAUCAGUCUAAAUUUAGAAUCUUAGGAUAAGAGGGCCCUUGAUUCCCAGUGUUUGGAGAGGCAAAUUUGAGAGUUAAAGGUGCCCUGAGGAACUUCAAAUGGAAGUGGAAAGGAAGGGUAGUGUGUGCUCAGAUUGCUGUGAAGUGAAUAAUACAGGAAGCAAAGUGUUAACUGUUUCCAGCUACCUGGGGAAAAUUAAUUGCUUAAGUAGUUAAGGUGGCUUUGAAAGCAUAAUUUUCCCAAUUUUUAGGUGUGUUCACCAAUUACACAUUUAUUUAAAAAUGAAAUGCCAUCAAUCUGAAUAUGCAAUGUAAUUUUUGAAAGACGAGUCUCUUAACUCUCUUAACAGUGUGACUUACGUUGAGACUUUCAGCAUCCAAUGGUUUACUAGUCCCUUUUGAUAAAUAAAUAUCCCUGUGAGGACGUUCAAUCUUAGAUUAUUAUUAUUGCUUCAAAGAUUUGAAGAUAACUGUUCUAGGAAGGUGUUUACAUAGAAAUCUAGAAUUCAAGGGAAGACGUGUAAGAAAGAUUGUGUACUAGUGAGUGAAAAUUAGCUAACAAAAACAGGGCCUCCCCUGGGUGUAGGCGUGGAGGUGGGAAUUGCCGCAGGGAGUAGGCGAGUGCUAGACAAUCUGGGCGCCAAGGACACCUUCAGUCUAACUGGCAGCUCUUCUUUGCAAACGACCUUCACCUUGGGAGCAAGUUAGGCUCUAGGCCGGUGGGCAGGGGCAGGUGCAGGCUAUGCGGCUGCCGCGCGGGGUGGGCGGGUUUCCACGUGCACGAGCCCUUUAAGGCCCCGCGCAGCGGAAGCGCGUGGGUACUACGUGGCCUCACUGGCGCCCACGGCCCAGCGGCCAUGGACUUGGGCGCAGAGGAGUUUGAGCAGAACCUCCCCUUCCUGCAGGAGCUCGUCCAGGACGCGGACUUUGUGGGUCUGGACAUAGAGUUCACUGGCCUUCGUUCUAGCCUUUCGGGACCGCAGCAGAUCAGUCUUUUUGAUUUGCCAUCCGAGUGGUACCUAAAGACCCGCCAGAGUGUUCAGCAGUUUACCAUCUGUCAGAUUGGAUUGUCUGUAUUUUCCACUAUCGAAGGGGAGUUCAACAAGUAUGUAGCCCAUUCAUAUAACUUCUUUCUCUUCCCUACAACAUUUGGGAUUUUGGAUUCAGAAUUCUCUUUCCAGGCUUCUAGUGUUCAGUUUUUGAAUCAAUACGGCUUCAACUAUAACAAGUUUCUUAAAAAUGGAAUCCCAUAUAUGAAUGAAGAACAGGAGAAAAAAAUUAAGCACAACAUCCUGACAGGGAACUGGAGAGUUCGCAGCUCUCUGGAUAAAGACCAAAUCAAGGUGGUGAUUGAUGAGGUGACGCGAUGGCUGGACCUAGCUGAGGAAGGUGACCGGAUGACUCUGCCUGGUAUUGCUGGGUUCCAGGCCUUUGAGGUCCAAUUGGUGCUGAGGCAGGCCCUCCCCAACAUCUGGACGAUGCUGAAAGAUCAGGGCGUGAGUCCUCCCUUGAAAUGGGCUGUCCUGAGCGGCUUCAUUGCCUCUCUCACCCACCCAAAUCCAGCCUCUCUAAAAGGCUUGUCCGCUGCUUUGUUAUUUGUCUAUUUUUCAUGUCAGGUGGUGGUGAAGAAGGUGAGUCAGCAGCAUCGCUGGUACCUUGAGAACGCCUCUUGUGAUCGAGCCAGCUGUUGGAAGGAGCAGAUUCUCCUCUCUGCGAGGGGUUUUUCUGUUUUUUUCCAGAUGCUGGUGAAAGCCCAGAAGCCCUUAGUGGGGCAUAAUAUGAUGAUGGAUCUGUUGCAUCUCCAUGAGAAGUUCUUCAGACCUCUCCCAGAAAGCUAUGAUCAGUUUAAGCAGAAUAUCCAUGACCUGUUUCCUGUUCUCAUUGAUACCAAGAAUGUGACAAAGGAUAUCUGGAAGGAACUGCAUUUCCCACGGGUCUCCAAUCUCUCAGAGGUGUACGAAGUGCUGAGCAGUAACUUGAAUCCCACCAAGAAUUCUGGACCAGUGAUUGUUCAUGCGAGCAAAUGUGAAAAAUAUGCCCAGAACAAGUGCCCCCAUGAAGCAGCAUACGAUGCCUUUCUUUGUGGGUCAGUUCUUCUGAAAGUGGCUCACCUGCUCCUUCAGAGGGUGCACAGCAGCGGACCCAUGCCUGAGCCAUCCUUCCCUCAGUACCUCGACGUGCUGGCUCCUUACGUGAACCAAGUCAAUCUUAUCCGAGCUGGGGUCCCUAAAAUCAAUUUUUCUGGCCCAGAUUAUCCCAGUAUCCGGCCUCCCAUCCUCAUCCUCACUGUUAGGAGGUGGCCCGGGGCCAGCGAGCAGCAAGUCUACCGAGAGUUCCAGAAUCUCUGCAAGUUCGAUGUCAGGCGACUCACUCGAAGCCAGUUCCUGCUCCUGACCAAUAAGUUUAAGGAUGCCCGCAGUAUCCUGAAGGAGUACAGGUGCCACCCAACCCUGCAGGUCUCCCUAUACCGGUAUUGGAGACAUUCCCCCAACAUCAACUGCGUGUUACAAGUCUGUGGAGUGGUCACUACCUGGGCUCUGCUGGCGUUUCUCCUGGGAAGAUCCAGAUCCUGAGUGCUGCAAGCCUCUUGGCCUGUGUUCUGUUGCCAGGCCUUCCUGGGGCGUGUGUGCGUGUGUGUGCGUGUUAAUAUGUGUAAAUCAUAUUCUCUUUGCAGGUGGAUUGUAUUGUCCUUACUAGAAAUUUUGUUAUGUUUUGAAUGUGAAAUUCUGUAAAUACUGUAGUGAUAAAUGUGCUAUAUGCAAAGA